AAUAAUUAAAUUAAAAUAGGAAAAAGAAAAGUGGAGAAAUAAUAAAAUAAAACUUACCCAUUUGCGUGCAGAGUCAUCGACCGCCGACUUACGUCGUCAUUUCCGCUUAUUAACGGCGUUGAUCUUCCGCUGUUUCGCCUCGGAUUUCGCGCGAGUUAGGGUUUUGAUAAUCGGCCCCAAACCACGAAGCCCCCUUUCUCAUGGAAAUCAUCACAUAUCCCCCAAAUUAUUUUUCCAUCAAUUAACUGGGGUGGCUGAUUCAGGGUGUAUAUUAAAUAAGGAAUUGGCUUAUCUCCUGUAAAAACUAUCCAUCUAUCAAGGGUCAAUGUUUAUAAACAUGAGGAACAUGUACAGAACGAGCAGUAACCAAAACCCUAGGACCAGCAUCCUUCAUAUGCUUGGGUACGAGAACAGGCCAAUGGUGAGUGGCGACACCUCAUUGCUGUGGAUUUCAUAUUUACAUAGGGUUGGCCUAAUGUCUUCUAUUGUUCAGUUUCUUUAGACUGAUCAGGCGUAGAGUUCUAUCGUAGUUUUGUACUUAGAGUUUUGGAUUUUAACUUGUGGAUAUUAGUCUUAGUAGAUUGUAAUGGAAGGAAAUAUCGAAAAGGUAUUGGAUAGUCGCCAAAGAGAAUUACAGACCUUAAAGAGAAAGCGGGCAACCCGGUGCGCUGCACAUUUUACUGGAGCUACCCACACGGACUUUCCUCUGUUUCCAGCCUUCAAUACGCUUGGGAAGCAAAGGAAAUUAAAGGGAUUAAGAAGCAAGCACUCAAGUAGUGGGUCUCACUUUAGAAGAUCCUUUCUGAAAUGCUAUGUGAAUUUUAUGAAAAGUGGCAUGCCCCAACGCCUAAUGUUUUAUCAGAAUGGCGAAUGGACUGAUUUUCCUGGGGAUCUUAUUGGAAUGGUUAGGAAAGAUCUCGUGAUUAAGAAGGCAACUAGUGAGAUCGCGUUGAAUGGUCGGCAUUAUGUGCUGGACUUUUUGCAUAUGUUCAAAAUGGACUUGGAAACAGGUUUUCAACAACCUAUUGCAUGGAUUGAUGAAGCAGGAAGGUGCUUCUUUCCUGAAACCUUUUCCAACGGCGAUCCCGAUGAUGACGAUGAACCAUAUUCAGACCGUGCCUAUGAAAAUGUCAAAAGUCAAGAUCCUGUUUUUGCAGAGUCCUGUGGGUCUCGUGACAUCAAAUUGCAGCUGGAAAUAGAGAUAAACGGAGUUGGUAAAUCUAUGUUUAAGGAAUGUAGUGGGGAGUCAAACGCUCUGAUUAAGAAAAUUCAUAUUGAGCAAGAACCUUGCACUAAUCCAUACAUUGUGGAUGCUGAGGAUAGUUGCAAUAGAGAACCUACUGUUAGAGUUGAAACUGUCAAGGGUAACGAAGAGAUGGAAGCCAAAUCAUUAUCCAUUAAUGGCUCUUUAAGUGGGAAAUUGAAUUGUGAUUCUGCACGGAAGAUGUUUCUUGAGGGAAUGGGUGCCUUUUAUGGUACAGACAUCAUUGAUAUAUACCCUUGCUUAGGUACUUCAUUGCAGUCGAGACGUGCACUUUUUGAGAAUCAGGCUGAAAUUACUAAGGAGUGUCGUGGCGAUGCAAAUGUUCAAUAUGCGUGGCUGGCUUCUUCAAAAGAAGCACUAUCUACAUUAAUGGUGCAUGGGCUGGGUUAUUGUGGACGGUCCACCAUUAAGUCAACAUAUGGCAUUGGGGUCCACAUGGCUGCUGCUGACUUUCCAUCUAUUAGUGCAAGGUUGAGUGAUGGUGACGAAAACGAUGUACGGUACAUGGUACUCUGUAGUGUAAUAAUGGGACGCAUGGAAGUUAUUCCAUUGGGAAGUAAACAAUGUUAUCCCAGUUCCAAUGAUUUUGACAGUGGAACAGACAAUCUUGAGAACCCAAAGCAGUAUAUUAUCUGGAAUAUGAAUAUGAACACCCACAUCCAUCCGGAAUUCAUUGUUAGUUUCAAGGUUCCAUCUGGUACUGAAGGAUCUCCAGUUGGAAGUGAGCUGAAGCAUGAUGUUUCGGGGGUUACAUCAUCAUCGUCACGGCCAUUGAACCGGCUACAAACAGAGCCCUCUACGAUGAAUGUGGGGGUCGAUGAGAAGCCAAUUUCAGGUUCUGUGAGGCCUCAGGGAAGUGACUGUCGACUGAUUUCAGAUUCUGGGAGGUCUGUUGAAAAUGCUGCUAGUUUGGGUUCGAGCACUUCAAGAAUUCCCAGAUCUCCUUGGAUGCCUUUCCCCAUGUUGUUCGCUGCUAUCUCAAGUGAAGUUCCACCGAAAGAUAUGGAACUGGUUAACAAACAUUAUGAACUAUUUAGGCAGGCAAAGAAGAUCACUCGUGAUGAGUUUGUUAAAAAGUUGAGAUUAAUAGUUGGAGAUACUUUGUUGAGGACUACGAUAACAAAGCUUCAGUGCAAGAUACCGAUGAAAUCCAAGAAUGAUGCGGAAGCAUUGAAGACAAAUGUUGAAGGUUCUGGAUGCCGUUAGUUGUUGGAAGAGAGUACUGGUAUGCUUCCUGUUCCAGCUUUCGCUUGCUAGAAAUGCGUCGACAUGAUCUUGUGGAUGUUAUUAUGUGCCUGCUUCAUUUACUUUGUAGGCUUUAGGUAAAUAAGAAAUCGAGCCAAGUUUUUUCCUUGCUAGUUAUGGUUUAUCUGAGCUUUUCUUAAACUGCAAUAUGUUUAUUACUGGAACUUCUUUGUACGACCUAUUCACAUUACUAGGCCUGGUGGUUUUGUUGUUUCUGUUCCUCAUUUGCACAUUUUGAUUCGUGUAAUAGCCCUUUACCUUCUA
Morus notabilis is the source of this 2773-nucleotide messenger RNA. Its product is annotated as inactive poly [ADP-ribose] polymerase RCD1. The record is from RefSeq and is a predicted model, not a curated record. The coding region runs from base 587 to 2470 and encodes 627 amino acids. Gene Ontology annotation, molecular function: NAD+ poly-ADP-ribosyltransferase activity. NCBI's taxonomy places the organism in Eukaryota, Viridiplantae, Streptophyta, Magnoliopsida, Rosales, Moraceae. The transcript is spliced from 9 exons.